UUGGCAGGCGUGUGGGGCAGUCAAGUGGUGGUGCCCCAGAAGGUGAACGCUGUGCUGGGGAAGAAUGUGACAUUGGAGUGCAGGGUGGAGGUGGGUGUGAAUCUUAGCCUCACCCAGAGUUCAUGGGAGCGUCGUCUGCCCUCUGGCUCAGUCACAGUGGCCGUCUACCACCCACAGUUCGGCAUCUCCAUCCCUCCAGAGUUUGUCCACCGCUUGUACUUCCGCUCACCCUCCUCCCAUGAUGCCACCAUCGUACUGGAGGAUGUGGGCUUUGCUGAUGUUGGAGUUUACACCUGCAAGGUGGCUACUUUCCCCCUGGGCAAUACUCAGGCCUCCACCACAGUCAGUGUGCUCGUGGAGCCUAAGGUGUAUGUGUCUGCAGGCCCUGUGGCCCUCAUAGAUGGCGGCAACGAAACCGUGGUGGCCACCUGUAUUGCUGAGCGGGCUCGCCCCCCUGCCGAGGUUUCCUGGGAAUCCAACUUGUUUGGCCAGUCGGAGGUGCAGCUGUUCGAUGAGGCCAACGGUACCACCAGCACACAGGUGCGCUACCUCUGGCAGCCAACGCGCCAUGUCCAGGGUCAUGCUCUCACCUGUGUCGUACGACACCCAGCUUUGCAGGCCGACUUCAGGAUUCCCUACCAGCUCAAUGUGCAGUUUGCCCCUGAUAUCUCAGUUGUGGGCUAUGAUGCAGACUGGUUUGUGGGCCGUGAAAAUGUCCAGUUGACUUGCAAAGCAAAUGCAAAUCCACCAGCCCAUCACUUUAGAUGGAUCAGACUGGACAGUGAAAUGCCAGAGGGGUUGGAAAUAAUAAACAACACAUUGCUCUUCCUGCGUCCCCUCCAGCGGAAUGACUCUGGUGUUUACAGGUGUGAAGCUGCCAAUGACAUCAACCUCCGCAGCAGAGAUGUGCGCAUUCUCGUACAAGAUCCUCCCACCAUGCCCUCCACCAUUACUGCGCCUGCUCUAACCGGUGCUGCCUCCUCCACCUUAGUGGAUGACGAGCACCAGAUCCUCUUCAGCGCCCCGACACUGGAAGCCCUGCCUGAGAGCAAUCUGGGCUCCAUUGUGGGUGGGGCUGUUGGCGGGGCCCUGUUCCUCCUACUGUUGCUGUCUCUGGGGGGCGUCUGUUACCUACGGAAACAGCAAACCUUCCAUGGGAACUACUAUACCAAGCAGUACCUGGGGCCCACUGAUCUCCAAAAAGUCUCCACACAGCACGAGCUCCAGUCCACCAAGACUGGCAAAAGCCCCAACCAUCAGGACCAUGACAGAGAAGAGUGGGGUGACCGCGAGCUCAAACACGAACGUGACCGUGAACGUCAUCACCAUAACAGAGAUGAUUACUCACCUGGUGGCUACACCAGGGCGAUGAGGGAAAGCGGUCAACAUAAUAAUCACCAUAAGCAUCACCACGACCACCCCCAUUAUUGUAGUCCACGGCAGCAUGAGCGUGCCAGGUACCCUCCCCCAACAAAACCGUUGACCAACGGCUCCCCCUACCUGUCAGAUGACUGCUACGACAGUGGGCCUGAGGGAGACUAUGUCUCCCACACCGAUGGCUCAGUCAUCUCUCGUAGGGAGUGGUACGUUUAA
Molecule: messenger RNA, 1593 nt
Organism: Lampris incognitus (smalleye Pacific opah)
Lineage: Eukaryota; Metazoa; Chordata; Actinopteri; Lampriformes; Lampridae
Gene: nectin3b
Product: nectin cell adhesion molecule 3b
Exons: 5
Biological process (GO): homophilic cell-cell adhesion; heterophilic cell-cell adhesion
Cellular component (GO): apical junction complex; adherens junction
Source: RefSeq, a predicted model, not a curated record